Molecule: messenger RNA, 772 nt
Organism: Mya arenaria
Lineage: Eukaryota; Metazoa; Mollusca; Bivalvia; Myida; Myidae
Product: tomoregulin-2-like
Exons: 5
Coding region: 1-726 (241 amino acids)
Molecular function (GO): protein binding
Source: RefSeq, a predicted model, not a curated record
AUGAUAAGAGAUAUAAAUGUAGAGCAAGUGACGUCCACAGAAGUAGCCAUGUUAUGCAGCCUUAACGGGGCGGAUAUCAGCCGGAGGGCCUGUCACGGUCCCCACUGCCCGACUCCCGGCACCGGGGAAGUAAAUUCUGCCAUCGUGAACUUGGCCCUGCACUAUAAUGAUGACCUCUGUCUAGAGAUUCUGCUCACUGACUGUAGUAAACACGUGACCCAGGGGGAUGAGAUCGUCUGCGGUUCGAAUGGACACACCUAUGAAAACCACUGUCAUUUUGCGCAUGCGCGAUGUGAAUACUUUUUCAACCAAGAACACAACACAGAUGUGCAGUUGUCUGUGGCACACAGAGGCGCAUGUGCUGCCACCACAGUGGCCCUUGCCGCCAUGACAACCACUUCCGGUGCUGCUACAACCGCGGGCGGAGUGACAUCAGGCGUGCCCGCUUCCGCUAUGAUGACGACUACGGUGGAUUCGACAACAAUGAUGCCGACGACUACGACGUUGAUGAUGACGACAGCGGAUCCGGUGAACUCCAUUAUUGCCAGCGUGUUUUGUCAACAUAUGGACUCUAUCGACUGUUCAGGGGGAUUCAAUGUCGUCUGCGCAUCGAGCGGGAAUUUCUAUCCGAAUAAUUGCGAGUUCUCGAAAGCCAAAUGCCGCGACUCCUCCAUAACUUUGGAACCCGACGUGUCCCGAUGUUACGGGAGUACUUUUAAGAAAUGAGAUUUCGUCAAAAUCUUUUCUCAAUAAACAUCUCCAGUGACAUUUA